Messenger RNA from Rhagoletis pomonella (apple maggot), 1366 nucleotides. RefSeq lists its product as uncharacterized. The coding region runs from base 443 to 1366 and encodes 307 amino acids. Gene Ontology annotation, biological process: regulation of transcription by RNA polymerase II. The transcript is spliced from 6 exons. The record is from RefSeq and is a predicted model, not a curated record. Gene Ontology annotation, cellular component: transcription regulator complex; nucleus. NCBI's taxonomy places the organism in Eukaryota, Metazoa, Arthropoda, Insecta, Diptera, Tephritidae.
UUUAACUGUAACGGGCUUCAGAGCAAGAUCGAGGAGAUAACCGUCUUCAUGGGAACCAGCUUCCCGGCAGGAUAUAAGCAGAGUAGUGCGUAUUAUUACGGGUAUAAUGUUUGGUUUUCACUAUGUCAUAUUUGACGUCAAAUGUUGUCAGUUGAAUGAAAACGGGUUGUCAUAUGGCAUCAAAUGCGUUCGUUGUCAUGUAUGACCACGCACGGUCAUAUAAAAUGACAGCCAAGUGAAAACGGCCUUAUUUAAUUUGACCGCCAAUGUGGCAGCAUUUGACACCUAAAAUUAAUUUGCCAGCAUGUUGGCAAUUUGUUUUCGUUUGACGCGUGCACAGCUGUUUUUCUUCUGCAUCAAUUUGCAGCAAAGGUAAAAUUUUCAAUAUUUUUCUAAAAGUUAACAUAUUAAUGUUUUACAAUGUGCUUUUCAGUGUCAAAAUAUGAGUGAAGCAAUGGACUCCAAUGAUUCCUCAGUGUUCGUUAGCCCAAGCGGUAGCACCAGUGGAACGAAGAAGCGGGUGCGAAAACUGAAGGAAAAGUGGACAAAUGAGCGAACGGAGAGGCUGGUGCAAGAAGUAGAAGCUAGAGAAGGCACGUGGAAUUUUCUUUCCACUGAAUACAGGGACAGGAAUUUGCGAGAGGCUCAAUGGCAAGAUGUGGCGGAUAUUUUGAAGAUGCCGCGAUCGGAAGUUUCAGCCAAGUGGAACAGCCUUCGCUGCUCUUUCCGCGCGGCCUUCAAUAGAAAAGGACAUACCAAAAGUGGGCAAGGAGCAGGAAGAGGGACUGCAAUGAGCCCGCUUUACAAUUCCCUCAAAUUUCUUGAGCCGACAUUGAGAAUUGAGGCCAGCACAACAUCAAAUUUAGGAAAUAAGUGCCCGUCGCCGCUGACCUCAUCUGGAUCCCCAUGUGACGCUGAAACAAAUGUGGAGUCUGACGAUUCACAGCCAACGCCAUCAACAUCACGAGCAGCGGGAGUACGACGUCGUGUUCAGAAAGAUGAUGAUGGGUUUUCCGAGGUGGUUGAACGUGCGUUAGAGACCAUGUCAGCAGCUGGGAAAAGUGAUGCUUGGGAUGAUUUGGUUCUGGUUUCAAGUUUAUUUCGUAAUUUCGUUUUGACUAAAUUCAAGUCUGAAAACUUCCUUUCAGCAGCGGCUGAACUAUGCGGCAAGGAUAGGAAACUGGAAAUUAAAGGCAUUAUGCAUAUUUGUGAAUCUGAUAACACUUUCCCAGGAGUUAUAUCGUUAACAUAUAAGACAAAUAACAGCGGUCCAAGUAUUGAGCCUUGCGGCACACCUUCAAUGACGCACAAGAAGCUAGACACAGAGCUACCAACGCAUACCGCUUGUGACCUCUCUUGGAUAUAA